This is a messenger RNA of Aspergillus pseudotamarii, 1029 nucleotides long. Its product is annotated as putative DUF814 domain protein. The record is from RefSeq and is a predicted model, not a curated record. Bases 91 to 732 code for a protein of 213 amino acids. The transcript has 4 exons. Lineage: Eukaryota; Fungi; Ascomycota; Eurotiomycetes; Eurotiales; Aspergillaceae.
CCGGUAUUCACAAUUUGACAGUUGAAUCUGAACAUUUCUUGAUUAUUGUCGCUUGACUGAGGUUCCCUUAGGAGAGAUAAUCGCAGCAGUAUGGUAUACUACUUUACAUCGAAUGUGGUUGAGCCAUCCGCUUUUAUCUAUGUAGGGAAAGAUAAAUUUGAGAAUGAGAAUCUUAUAAAAUAUGGUUUAGAGAAGGAUGUUUGGUUUCAUGUUGAUAACCUGUCCAGUGCACAUGUCUAUCUCCGUCUCCGUGAUGGCGAAUCAUGGGACAAUAUCCCACAACCCCUUCUGGAAGACUGCGCACAGCUUACAAAGGCGAAUUCUAUUGAGGGGAAUAAAAAAGACAACAUCACGGUCAUCUAUACACCAUGGUCGAACUUGAUGAAAGAUGGGUCUAUGGCUACUGGCCAAGUCUCGUUUCACAAUCCCAAGUUGGUGCGCAAAGUUUUCGUACGAGAAAGGGAAAAUGUUAUAGUCAACCGGCUUAAUAAAACCCGCGUGGAAAAAUUUCCUGAUCUCAUGGCAGAGAAAGAGGAGUCUUUGAAAAAGAAGCAGAGAGAGGAAAGGAAGACCAGAGAAGAGCUGCGAGCAAGAGAAAAACAAGAAAAGAGGGAAAGGGAACAGUUGAAGUGGCAUAAAGAGCAUGCCUACGAUGAUCUGAUGAGCGAGGAAAACAUCGAGGCAAGCAGCAAUCAAGAUCGGGAUCCUGACUUCCUUGAUGACUUCAUGUGAUCACAAAAAUCCACUUUCCGUGGGAAACCGUCUUGUGGAUUUAUCAAACCAAUCUUUCCACUUCCAUAUCGGCUUAGGCAUAGUACUGGACGCCUGAGAGUAUUCUCACUUUGAUCACCGGUUCUACCUGGCUUCUCAUCGAAAGCCAAAGCAAACUCUGCUUAUUUUAUUUUAUUUUUCUGCUUUUAGUUGUAUAUAUCCUUUUUGAUUUAUUAGCGAUCCUGUUGGCUAUAACUGGUUCAAUAAUAUCCUUUAUGGUAAGUUUUUCAUGUUCUGUUUCUUUAACCUUUGGUCUUG